Calidris pugnax (ruff) is the source of this 3319-nucleotide messenger RNA. RefSeq names its product tetratricopeptide repeat domain 38 (gene TTC38). The transcript has 14 exons. Lineage: Eukaryota; Metazoa; Chordata; Aves; Charadriiformes; Scolopacidae. The coding region runs from base 21 to 1424 and encodes 467 amino acids. The record is from RefSeq and is a predicted model, not a curated record. Gene Ontology annotation, molecular function: protein binding.
GGAGGUGCGGACGGCGGGGGAUGAUGGCGCCGCUGAGGGACUGUAAGGCCUGGCAGGAUGCUGGACUUGUCCUGUCCACUACUAGCAAUGAAGCUUGUAAACUAUUUGAUGCUACGCUGACCCAGUAUGCAACCUGGGCCAAUGAUGAGAGCCUUGGAGGUAUUGAGGGGUGUCUCUCAAAGUUAAAAGCAGCAGAUCCAAAUUUUACGAUGGGACAUGUCAUUGCUAAUGGUUUGGAGCUGAUCGGCACUGGAAGCUCCGUGCGGCUCAACAAAGAGCUGGACAGUGCAAUGAGAACCAUGAUGAUGCUUUCAAAAUCACAGCCACUGACUGAGCGGGAGAAGCUUCAUGUAUCAGCACUGGACAUGUUUGCCAGUGGCCAGCUUCCAAAAGCUUGUGAUCUAUGGGAACAGAUUCUGCAGAGCCACCCAACUGACCUGCUAGCCCUCAAAUUCUCCCACGACACUUACUUCUACCUAGGAUAUCAGACACAGAUGCGAGAUUCUGUUGCCCGGGUUUAUCCUUUCUGGACACCUGAUAUUCCACUAAGCAGCUAUGUGAAGGGCUACUACUCUUUUGGACUCAUGGAGACAAACUUUUUCGAUCGUGCUGAGGAGCUUGCCCGUGAGGCUUUGGCGAUAAAUCGAACAGAUGCAUGGUCUGUACAUACUAUAGCUCACGUAAAUGAAAUGAAAGCAGAGGUCAACAAAGGGUUAGAAUUUAUGAAGGAAACGGAAAACAACUGGAAGAACAUUGAUAUGCUCGCUUGCCAUAAUUACUGGCACUGGGCUUUAUACUUCAUUGAAAAGGGUGAAUAUGAAGCUGCUUUGACAAUCUAUGACAAUCAUAUUGCUCCCCGGUGUCUGUUGAGUGGAAGCAUGCUGGAUAUAGUAGACAACUGCUCGAUGCUGUACAGGCUUCAUCUGGAAGGUGUAAAGCUUGGAGACAGGUGGAACAACGUUCUCAAGCUCACAAAGCAGCACACCAAAGAUCACAUUCUUCUGUUCAAUGAUGUACACGUCUUGAUGUCCUCACUUGGAGCCAAAGACCACAAAGCUACUGAUGAGCUUUUAACAACUCUUCAGGAACUUGCCAAAGCACCUUGUGAAGACCAUGAGCUUUCCCUGGCUCCCAGUUUGGGGUUGCCGCUGUGCCAGGCUUUUGUAGAGUUUGAAAAUGGAAACUGUGAUAAAGCUGUAGACCUGCUGUACCCCAUCCGUUAUCAACUAGUCCAAGUAGGAGGCAGUAAUGCUCAGAGAGAUGUUUUCAGCCAGUUAUUGAUUCAUGCUGCUUUAAAUUCUAAAUCACAAGCCAAACGAAACCUUGCGAGGUGCCUCCUGAGAGAACGUGAUGGGAUGAGGCCAAACUCCCCAAUGACGGAGCGACUUAUGAGGAAGGCAGCAACUGUUCAUUCAAUGGCAUAAGGUUUUCCCCUGUGCUUCAGCUGAAACAGCAAUAAGUUUUCCAAGCAAAGGCUGGGCACAGGGAGUAAAGCCAGUCUAAUCUCUAGUAAUCUCUAGUAAACCAUGCUAGAGAUUCAUAGUAGGUAAGAGUACCCAGUGAAUCAGAGAUCCGAUGAUGAUUUCUUUAAAAAAAACUAUACAGCUGUUGUAUUGCAGGAGGUUGUAUCUUAGAUGAUUCCACAAGGGAAAAAAAGACAAUAACCUGCUGAUAAUGCACAGCUUUCUGAAGGAUCCUGGGACGCUGCUUUUUCUGGUAUAUUUUCCUGAAGGUUCCCUCUGACCCUGAUUAGAUACAGUACAGUAACAGUGCCUGGAUUUCAAUCAUUCAUUGGCCCAAUUUGUUACUUUGUUAAUAUGUUAAAUAAUCAGUAAACUGCUCAGAUAAUUCAAAUGGGCCUUUUAAACAUAGCUAAUAGGAAAGUACGGGGCUAGAGCCAAUACAGGCAUCAACUGAAUUCCAUAUCAAGCUUCCAGUCCAUUCAGGCAUGAGUCAGAGACUGGCAUUACAGAUGGGUCUCCAUUCAGGAUCUCUUUCCAGGUGCAUAUUUUUAAAGUUCCUCCCAUGAAAUGUUAAACUUUUUCCUUUCAAUAUAGCACCUCGGACCUUUCUGAAAUUACUAUGUGAAUGAAACCCAACGAGGGAUAAUAGCUGACUGCCACUAUUCUAACAUGGGUACUCCCUUGGCAUUUUCACAUCUUUCAGGAAAAAAAAAAAGAAAAAGCCUGGGUUUCAGCUAAAACAGUGCCAUCUCUGAAUGGUAGUUUAGACCGGUGUCUUUGUGCUUACCUGAGCUUUUGGAAAGUCAGGCCUUACUACUCAGUAGCACGAGUCCCUGCGUGUUACCAAAGUUUAAAACCAGUGUUAAAGUGUGCACUUUAUAGGGCUAUAUCUCAGAGGAGGCGAAGACUGGAAGGGAGGUUCUGCCACAGGUAAAGAGCUACAGGGAACCUGUACAAAGCUUUGUCCCGGCACAAGUGAUGUGACAAAUUUUGGUGCUGCAAAUGAGGCACAAUAUGAGCCGUGUAACUCUCUGAAAUUCUGGUGCCUUUGGAUUGCUGGAGCGUAGCCGAGCCAACAGAUUGCCUUGCAACAGAAAUCCUUAAUGAAGGGAAAGAGGGUAUUUCAAACCAAAAAUGAACUAACGCCUCUUCUUCUUUUACCUGAAUGGAAAUGCCACACUCUUCAACUGCCCAAGCUCUGGUAUCACAUCUGCAAGCUCUCUGGGACACAAACACCUGCCUGUCCAGCUCAGGCUCUUCCCCGUGUCCCACAGCAGCCCCAUCCCUCAUACAGUUUCCUUUUGACCUGAAAAAGCACUUUCGUAGCUGGCCCUGCACCACCCCUGGAGUUCCUGCAUAGAGGAGUAAGAUGUGGAAGCAGCUUGCUGCAACCCUUCCCCCAGCCCUGCCUUGAGGAAAAAAUAGUUUAAUAUGAAAUCAAUGAAUCAAUGAUCAUUUUUGAAACCAGCUAAGGGUAUUGCUUCCUUGUGUGCAGCCUUUUGAAACCUGCACAGUCAUAAAUACCUGUUCUUCAGCUUCCUCACUGCUGUCCAGCCCUGUCUGUGAUGGGCUCGCUCUGUGCUGAAGUUCUCCAACAUUUUUACUAUUAUUUUAAUCAGCGCAUUUCAAGCAAUGACUUUAGCCAGGUAACUUUUUACUCCAGGAAUGUAACACACCUUUUAUAAGGGAAGAAAAGCCUGAGAAAUCUGCUGCCUGUUCAUGACGUGUUGUAGUUCACGUGAUCCAUUGCUACACAAAUUUAAGAAUGACACUUGUAGUACUUUUGAUAUAAUGUGGUUGAGGAUUUUGUCUGCUUUACAUCAAUAAAUUUUAAAGAGUGCUCAGUUGAGCUGCAA